GCCCUUUAGCGCUGGCUCUCGCCCGCGACGGGAGCGGCUCUUUCUCUCCGCCACAGCCCCGAGCGAGGCGCAGCCGAUCGGGUGCCGCCCGCGGCCCGGCCUAGCGCAGCGGACUCAGGUGAGCGCGGCGCCGCGUCCCGCUGGCGGUCGCCGGGCCCCGCCUCGCCUCAGCGCCGCGUCCUCCAUUUUGUGAGCGCGGCGUGGAGCGUUCGGCGGCCGCGGGCGGCGGAAGGCGCCGCCGGGCGGCGCCGCCAUUUCGUACCCGCCGGGGCUUCCCGUCCGCGCCCGGCCCCGGCCGCCCCGCUCCGCCGCCUCCCGCCUCGGCACCCCCCCCCCGCCCCGCCCCGCCGUCCCCGGGGACGCGGCCGCCGCGGAGCCGCCGGGCUCCCGCCAUCGCCGCGGCCCCGACCCCACCCAGCGACGGCCGCGGCGCUCCUAGCCGAGAACGGAGGGCCUCCGUCCCGCGGCCUCUGUUCCGGGGCCGGGACCACUCCCGCCGGGGGGAGGGUCCCACCGCGCCCCGCCGCCAGGAGGCGAAGCGGCCCGUGCUGCCCGCGGGGCCCCGCCCGGCCCCGGCAUCGCCUCCCGCCCCGCUGGGCUGCAGCCUCCGGGUUGAGCACACCGCGCUCCUUUCUUCCUUCUUAAACAUCUUUUUCCGUAUCCCGCCUUUCUUCGGCCCUCCCCUGCGGGGUGAAGGCACGUGGGGAAGGCCCCCCGGGCUCGUUGGAGCUGGGUGUCUUGCUGCGCAUCCCCGGCUCUGAGGCGCGUUCUGUUGCUGGCAGCGUGACGUCCCCAGCUUCUCCUGCCUUUGCUACGACACUGCCCUCGCCCCGCCGCCGGCCACCAUGGAUAAGACCGAGUUGAUCCAGAAAGCCAAGCUGGCGGAGCAGGCCGAGCGCUACGACGACAUGGCCACCUGCAUGAAGGCGGUGACGGAGCAGGGGGCCGAGCUGUCCAACGAGGAGCGCAACCUGCUCUCGGUGGCCUACAAGAAUGUGGUGGGGGGGCGACGCUCUGCCUGGAGGGUUAUCUCCAGCAUCGAGCAAAAGACAGACACCAGCGACAAGAAGAUGCAGCUUAUCAAGGACUAUAGGGAGAAGGUGGAGUCUGAGCUCAGGUCCAUCUGCACCACUGUGCUGGAGCUGUUGGACAAAUAUUUAAUAGCUAACGCAACUAAUCCGGAGAGCAAGGUAUUCUACCUGAAGAUGAAGGGAGACUACUUCCGAUACCUUGCUGAAGUUGCCUGUGGUGAUGACAGAAAACAGACAAUAGAAAACUCACAGGGAGCUUAUCAGGAGGCAUUCGAUAUCAGCAAGAAGGAGAUGCAGCCAACACAUCCGAUUCGCUUGGGUCUAGCUCUUAACUUCUCUGUAUUUUAUUAUGAGAUUCUCAACAAUCCUGAGCUUGCCUGCACACUGGCCAAGACAGCGUUUGAUGAGGCCAUUGCAGAACUUGAUACACUGAACGAAGACUCAUACAAAGACAGUACUCUCAUCAUGCAGUUACUUAGAGACAACCUAACAUUAUGGACAUCAGACAGUGCAGGAGAAGAAUGUGAUGCUGCAGAAGGUGCAGAAAACUAAACUGCACAUGGGGUGUCAUUCUCCCUUUCCUUCUCAAGAAACCUUUUUACACGUCUCCAUUCCUUAUAGCUCCACUUGGAUUUCCUAUAGCAAAGAAAACCCAUCCAUGUGUAUGGAAAUCAAUUUAUAGUCUUUUCACACUGCAGCUUUGGGAAAACUCCAUUCCUUGAUUUGUGUUUGUCCUGGCCUUCCUGGUGUGCGGUUACUGCUGUAGAAAAGUAUUAAUAGCUUCAUUUCAUAUAAACAUAAGUAACUUCCAAACACUUAUGUAGCGGACUAAAGUGUACCUGGUAUUUAAAAACAAAUCUGAACCAGUUCCUGCCAGUUGACUGUGUUUUAUAUUACAGUAAGGUAUGAAAAUGUAGGUAAUUGCAACUAAAGAGUGUUCCACAUAGCUUUUAAUUCUCCACAUUCCCUCCUUACUCUGCAGGUUUUCCUUUCCACAAUUGACUUUCACAUGCUACUGUGUAUUUUUCAGUAGAGAGAUGGAAGUAUUGGUCCAGAUCAAGUUGAGCAUUUCUAGCUUGAAAAUUUACAAAUUGAAUUGCUUCCUGUAUAAUGUAAGACAGGAGCUCGUGUGUUUGAAAACAGGGGCUACUCUUAAUCUUCAGUUGCUGCUGUUUAAGUUUAUAUCCCUUCCCAAUAAAAGUUCACUUACACUCCUGCCUUUGUAGUUCUGGUAUUCACUUUACUAUGUAUUAGAAGCAGCAUGUUACUGCCGGAGUACAGGCAGUGCUUUUUGGCAGACUAAAGUGCAUGUCAUUUCUUAAUACACUGGAAUGGGAAAACCAAUUGAAGUUCACAUGUCCAAGUAUAAAAUUUAGUACUUUUCCAUGCAGGUUUGUGCACAUGUGAGAAGGUGUCAAGUUUGUCCAGUGAUUGUUAUUUAGAGAGUUCGGACCACUAUUGUGUGUUGCUAAUCAUUGAUUGUAGUCCCAAAAAAGCCUUGUGAAAAUGUUAUGCCCUCUGUAACAGCAAAGUAACAUUAAAUAAAAUUACAUUUUAUAAACCACUUACUGUUGACUUGUAACAGUUCCAUGUAAUUGCUUAAGGGCUGAACUCGAGUAUCUCCUGCUAGAAGUGUCGCUCUCAAAUCUAGUGCAUACUUGUAAAAAGUCUGCCCUUAAACUCGUGUCAGAUUGGAGCCAUGUGCAUUUUAGGGAAAUAUCCUGGAUGACUUUUCAUAGCUAACCUGACAUGUGGACUUCUCACUAACUAAAUCUACUUGAGCUAAUGGCUUCACCUUAUUAAUGACUUAAAAAGACAAAACAAAACAACCCCCAAGUAGCCAAUUUUUGGAUGUUUGUCCCUGGCUUGCGAAUCCUCUCUUCUAAAUUAUGCCUUUUUUGUAACCUCUUGAAAUUCUCUCAUUUGUCUUCCUGCUCUGCCCUCCCCCCCAAAAAACCCCUCAUGGUUGUUGUUGUUAUUUUAUGGUAUUCCAGAUGCAGUUUUAGGAGUGCUGAGGAAUUCUUCCCCUAGGAUGUUAGUUUGUGUGCUGCCAUGUCAUUAUCUGCUUUCUUUUGUUCUUAGACUGCUUUUAGUAUUACAGUUUCCCCAAUUUUUAGAGCGUUUGUAAUAAUACACUGCUCUGUGGGUUUCUGUGUAUGUUUAUUUUUUUGCCUAGAUCACGUCCAGAGUUUUUUCCUAAAUCUCUACCUCUUAGUUCCCCAUGUUGAUGGGUUUUUGAAACUAUUUAACUCCUUUUAGUGUCCUGGCUAGACAGGAUGUGACAUUAUGGGAAGUGACAUACUGCCAGUCCGUGGAGGUUUCUGAUGGUACAUCUUCCACCUUCCAUCUGUUUUGUUCAUUCUUUUGAGCGUGCACAAUGAGUAUUCCUACAAUAAAACUGUUCAGAUUAUGUAUGCUUCAACUGACAUGCAUUGCUUUAAGAAAAUUAAUGUAUCGAUUCCAUUUUCUUCAUUCAGUCACUUUGAAUUGCUGUCAAAGUAUUGUGUGGCAGGAUUCUACAUAAACUCAUAUGCUUCUUAA
Messenger RNA from Gallus gallus (chicken), 3572 nucleotides. RefSeq names its product tyrosine 3-monooxygenase/tryptophan 5-monooxygenase activation protein theta (gene YWHAQ). The transcript has 6 exons. Bases 846 to 1583 code for a protein of 245 amino acids. The record is from RefSeq and is a predicted model, not a curated record. Gene Ontology annotation, biological process: signal transduction. Gene Ontology annotation, cellular component: cytoplasm. NCBI's taxonomy places the organism in Eukaryota, Metazoa, Chordata, Aves, Galliformes, Phasianidae.